Messenger RNA from Megalobrama amblycephala (Wuchang bream), 2670 nucleotides. RefSeq names its product complement C3-like. NCBI's taxonomy places the organism in Eukaryota, Metazoa, Chordata, Actinopteri, Cypriniformes, Xenocyprididae. Gene Ontology annotation, cellular component: extracellular region. Bases 16 to 2604 code for a protein of 862 amino acids. The record is from RefSeq and is a predicted model, not a curated record. The transcript is spliced from 22 exons. Gene Ontology annotation, molecular function: endopeptidase inhibitor activity; protein binding.
AAAAAGUCCCUGAGAAUGAGUUUAUUCCUGGUUUGUGAACCUCUCGCAGGUUUCUGUGUAGCUGAACCUUAUAACGUGCGGGCGUGGAAGCCGUUCUUCAUAGACCUGCGGCUGCCUCACUCAGUGUCCAGAAAUGAACAUGUGGAAAUCAAAGCUGUGGUCCACAACUACAGGAACUCAACACUGGAGGUAACGGUGAUCCUGGGUAAGACAGAGGACAUGUGUAGUGUGGCAUUUAGUGGACCUCACAGACAGCAGGUUUCAGUACAGGCCAGCUCCUCCAAGCUCAUUACAUACACCAUCAUCCCCCUUAAAACAGGAGAGCUCCCCCUACAGGUCACAGCCAUUGCAGCCUCCUUCAUGGGGCAAGAUGCAGUGAGGAAGAAUCUACGUGUAGUAGUAGAAGGCAUCCAGACAAUUAAAGUGAGGAGCUUUGUGCUGAACCCCACUGAGAAAGGAGACAGUGCUGCGAGACAGAUGGUAAAAGUGGAGAAGAUGCAGUUGGACGCCGUUGUACCAAAAUCUCUGCCGGAGACAUUUGUCAAUGUCAGAGGUGAUUUGCUGGCAGACAGCAUUGAUAACUCCAUUAAGGAGGACUCAUUGGCGUCAUUGAUCCGCAUGCCCGGCGGGUGCGUGGAGCAGAACCUGGCUAGGAUCACACUGCCACUAAUUGCAGCCCAUUACUUGGACCGCAGUGCAAACUGGGAUGUUGUGGGAAUAGAUCGCAGAGAAGAGGCCAUCAAAUACAUACAAAAAGGUUAUGAAAAUCAACUUAAUUAUCGGAAAACCGAUGACUCGUACCCUCCCUACGCCAGAGAAGGCACCAGCACAUGGAUCACUGCGUAUGUGGUGAAGGUGUUCUCCAUGGCACACUCGUUUAUCAGUGUCAGUGAGAAGCGUCUGUGUGGCCCUCUGCUGUACCUACUCAAGAAUAAACAGCGUCCAGAUGGAUCUUUUCAGGAGGACAAUCCUGUCUACGACACUAGUAUGACGGGAGGCCUGCAAGGCUCUGAAUCCAGAGUGUCUCUGACCGCAUUUGUGCUCAUUGCUUUGGCAGAGGCACAAAAUGCUGUUACCUGCCAAGAGCCAGACCUCGACAUACAGGACAAGACCAGAAAAGCAGCGAUGUAUCUGAGAGAGCAUUUCUCCCGGCUGACGAGGCCGUACACAGCAGCUAUAGCAUGCUACGCCUUAGCAGUUUCCAACCAUGGCUGCAUGAAGAGCAUGUUGUUAAAUUUAGCCUCACCUGACCGUACCCACUGGCCUGACUCUUCUAAUCAUUUCUUCACACUGGAAGCUACAGGCUAUGCAUUGUUAGCGCUUGUCAAAAGUGGCCACAUGGAAGAAGCAGUCGCCCCCUUUCGAUGGCUGAGCGAGAAGCGUGGCAUUGGGGGAGGGUACGGCUCUACUCAGUCUACUAUGGUCGUGCUACAGGCCCUGUCUGAGUACCUAGUGAAGAGCCCUCCUCCUUCUGACCUCAAUUUGUUGGUGCAGCUCAGUGUUCCUGGUCGCAGUGACGUACGCUGGACCUUCGAUCCCAAAGUUGCUUAUGUGGCCCGAUCUUCACGGGUACCUCUGGACCAGGAAUUCACAGUAGUGGCUUCUGGGAAGGGCAAGGGAAUUUUGGAGGUAGUGACUGUGUACCACCAGCUUCCUGCUGUGUAUGAGAACAGCACGUGUAACGGCUUUCAGCUGGACGUCUCCAUCGCUGAGACUAAUGAAAAAACCCCACCGGAUGUAGAAAAGUCCUACAGACUCAAUAUCCACGUGAGGGCUCUGGAGAGACACCAAGUGAGGAUGGUGAUUCUGGACAUCAGUCUGCCCACUGGCUUUGAGCCUGAAAACUCAGAUUUAGAGUUGCUUACAAAUUCAGUGGACCGCUACAUUAACAACUUCCAAGUGGUGGACAACCUGAGUGACAGAGGAUCCCUGAUAAUUCACUUGUUUAAGGUGUCCAGUACUGAGACAGACAUGAUCUCAUUCAGACUGCAUCAGAAAUUUAAAGUGGGGCUCCUUCAGCCUUCCAUUGUCACAGUUUACCAGUACUACAACAAAGAUAAGCGCUGUAGCAGAUUCUACUCUCCUCCUGAAGACCAACAGCAGCUCGAUCAGAUCUGCAAAGACGACGUGUGCCGCUGCUCUCAGGGUGACUGUUGUGUAAUGAAAGAAGACUCCUCAUCUUUUGGGAAAGAACAGAGGAAGGCUGCUGUGUGCAAUGGAUUACAUCAUGCCUACAGGGUCAAACUGAUCAGCGCCAGCCAGAGUCACUAUGAUCAGUAUGAUAUGGAGAUUGUGCAGGUUAUCAAAGAGGGGACAGAAGAAGGUCUGAGCGAGAAGGAAAGAAGAAUGUUCCUCUCUCAUGCAAGUUGUAGGACAGGGCUUGGUUUGAGAGAGGGUCAGGACUAUCUGAUCAUUGGUCCGAUCGCUGAUGUUUGGCAAGCAGGGAGCACGUCCAACAGGUAUGUGUAUACGCUGGGUAAAGACACGUGGGUCGAGCGCUGGCCGGCCGAGUCUGAAUGCGGCGCUGGAUCUGCUCUGCAGGUGAAAUGUGACGAGCUGAAGAGCUUCGCAGCGGCACUGACAGAAAGUGGCUGUCAGUCUUGAGUCAAAUGCUAUUCUUUGUCAUGGUUAUUGGUUUCAGUCAACAGAAAUAAAUUUGGCGUAAAAACA